CACAGAACACCCUCACACCCAUCCACUCCCCCAGUCACAGACACAGACAACCACCCUGGUGCAGCGCUGAACCACUAUCCUUGGCCUCUUCACUCAGUUUGACUGUCGAAAGCAUGAAGAUUGGGGUUGCUGCUCUGGUUGGGGGUUUGCUUGGGGUUCCAGGGUUUCUGUGUUUCUUGUUGGCAUUCGGUACGGAUUACUGGCUCCUAGCGCAUGAGGACUGCGUGUUCAAGCAACCGAGGACAACGACGUACUCUGUAGCUCAGAUCAACAGCACAGAGGCCUCAGAGGUGGAAGAUCCGAACCGUUCCUUUCUCACUCUCCAUCAUGAGGGAUUUUUCUGGCGCUGUCUAUUCCAGCAUGACUCCACCCAACAUUUAUUACUGGCUGUUCUAUUCACUAACCAGCCAAGAUCGAAAGAAUGUAUACAAGGAUACCUGUUCCCCCUGCCUGUUGCAGUUGGACCUGUUCCUCAUAAUAUUUAUGAUGCGACUGCAGUAUUCCGUGGAUUCUGGACCGUGCUCAUAAUCCUGGCCGUUGUAGCUAGCGUGACCGGGGGCUUCCUGCUAGUCUGCGCAGUUCCCUUCAUCAGCCAGAAACUCUACCGUGUGGGUGGUGCGUUUCUCAUCACAGCAGGAUGUCUGUUCCUGGUGCUGGUGGGUCUGUUUAUAUUGUGGAAGGAGCUGGUCGAUGUGAGACAAUAUAUUCUACAGGAGAGAGGAAGGGCUUGCCCUGAUGCCCAUCUGGAAGCACAGUAUGGCUGGUCCUUCAUUGUUGCAGUGGCUGGUAUCCCUUUGAUACUUCUCUCUGGUCUUCUUUUCUAUUGCAUAGGAAGAUAUCUCCAAAGGGACAUUUAGACAUAAAUAGUGUUUUGAGUUAUGUGUAAUAUACGUAAUAAAAAUGCUUGGAUGUGGAAUAAGCAGCACAGUGAAUCUUGAUGUUGGAAAUUAUACAGGUUCAUACAUCUUCGUUAUAAGAUAUCUAUUAGGUCUCCUUUAGGUUUUCGUCUAAGAUCGUAUUUGCUAAUAUAAUCCUCUGACAUGAAUGUACACUUCAGAUAACAUUUGUUUGGAUAAUUAUGGAGAAAUUUCUCAGUUUUUAAUGAUAAUUAUUAUUAUUAUUAUUAUUAUUAUUAUUGUCUAAUCAUUAACAGUGAAGAUGUAAAAAAAAAUAUAUGUAUAUAAAUAAAUAAAUAAAUAAAUAGAAAUAAAGAAGCUCGCAUUGAAGGGCCCUGUAUUUAUACAAUGCCGUAAGAAGUUUGACUUAGUAUGUCUAUGAAUUGCAUAAAAAUGCUUAACUUGUUUAAUUUAAUUAAUCUUAGUCACCAAUUAAUCGUUUGUUAAUAGAUUUGAUAUCAUUUAUAAUAUAAAUUGGCAUUGCUAUUUAAUUCUGUUUUUUGUUGUUGUUGUUGUUCUUUACAAGAAAAGUUUAAUGUAAAACCUACAAAAGGGAUAUAGAUAGUCUUGCCCAAGAAAUAUGGAUGCAAACGUUCACUGUGAUGAACGGGAGGCGAAGACGGACGCAAGUACAGACAAUUCAUUACGUAAAGUGCGGCCAAACAACCAAAAAACGUGAAAACAAGAACCAUAAACCCCAACUGUGGAUACGAGGCAGAAACAAUACAACAAUACAACAGAAGCUUGGCUGAAAAAAUAGAACGUAACAUGUGACACGUGACAUGCUGGGGCAGAUUUGUUAAAGCUAUUCUUUUGUUUUCCUAUAUAUCCCAAGCGAAAGGUUUUAGGUGGGGUAUUUUGGACUUCUGGACAGAAUACCGAUACUUAAUUGUUCACUGAAAUGCAACAUAUCAUCUGUCAUGUACAGUAUUUGUAUGAUUUUAAUGACAAGCUGUAAAUAUUGUAUAUUUUCCUUUCUUCUAACUUUAAUAUCUGAAUGAUGUCUUUUAAUCUCUGCCUGCACUACAGGACAUAAAUAGAGGACACUGUGCAAUUAUCUUUUCUU
Molecule: messenger RNA, 1962 nt
Organism: Ictalurus punctatus (channel catfish)
Lineage: Eukaryota; Metazoa; Chordata; Actinopteri; Siluriformes; Ictaluridae
Product: transmembrane protein 182
Exons: 5
Coding region: 114-857 (247 amino acids)
Cellular component (GO): membrane
Source: RefSeq, a predicted model, not a curated record